ACGGGAAACGGAAAACAGCGAGGUUUUCCUCCGACGAGCGAGAGUCAUUGCGACGAGCGAGAGUCCCGCCCUGCAUCAGUUUGCGGAGCCGCCUUAGUAGAAGGAGAGAAGGGGAGUCGAGGAGGCACGGGACUGGAGGGACCGAAGUUCACCGAUGGCGGCCCGGGGGUGCGCGGCCUCGCGGCUGCUCCAGCUUCUGCUGCUGCUGCUGCUGCCGCUGCUGGCUGAGGGCGGGGCGCCCGCGCCGUGGCACGGGGAGGGCACCAGCCCACAGCUGCGGGACAUCUUCCUGGGCCGCUGCGCCGAGUACCGCGCACUGCUGAGCCCGGAGCAGCGGAACAAGAACUGCACAGCCAUCUGGGAAGCCUUUAAAGUGGUGCUGGACAAGGAUCCCUGCUCCGUGCUUCCCUCGGACUAUGACCUUUUUAUUAACUUGUCCAGGCACUCUAUUCCCAGAGAUAAGUCCCUGUUCUGGGAAAAUAGCCACCUCCUUGUUAACAGCUUUGCAGGAAACACCCGUCGUUUCAUGUCCCUGAGUGAUGUUCUGUAUGGCAGGGUUGCAGAUUUCUUGAGCUGGUGUCGACAGAAAAAUGCCUCUGGAGUCGAUUACCAAUCCUGCCCUACAUCAGAAGACUGUGAAAAUAAUCCUGUGGAUUCCUUUUGGAAAAGGGCAUCCAUCCAGUAUUCAAAGGAUAGUUCUGGGGUGAUCCACGUCAUGCUGAACGGUUCAGAGCCAACAGGAGCCUAUCCCAUCAAAGGUUUUUUUGCAGAUUAUGAAAUUCCAAACCUCCAGAAGGAAAAGAUUACACGAAUUGAGAUCUGGGUUAUGCAUGAAAUUGGGGGACCCAAUGUGGAAUCCUGCGGGGAAGGCACCAUGAAAGUCCUGGAAAAGAGGCUGAAGGACAUGGGGUUCCAGUACAGCUGUAUUAAUGAUUACCGACCAGUGAAGCUCUUACAGUGUGUGGACCACAGCACUCAUCCUGACUGUGCCUUAAAUUCGGCAGCAGCCACUACUCAAAGAAAAGUCCCAUGUCUUUAUGCAGAACAAAGUGCAGUUCUUAUCAUUCCCCUCCUUCUGGUGCUGGCUUCCGGGACUCAACUGUAACUGGGAACUCUGUUGCUCUAACCCUCCUCCAGCCCUGCAGCCUCCCCUUGCAAUCAUCAUUCCUGUUCUGUGUAUACCAAAUGAUUCUGUUGUCUAAAGAAGCUCUUUGCUGGGAAAACGAUGUCCUGAAAUGGUAUUUCAAUGAGACAUAUGCGCAGGAUUUCAGAAACAAGAAAUUAGUUCUAUUUAGCAGGUUAAAAAAUGCUGCAUUAGAAUUAAAGCAAGUUAUUUUCUUAUUUUUAUAAUGACACAAAGCACUGGGAGUCAGACUGCUUGUAUAUUAUCAAACAUUUUUAGAGAAUUCUAAUAAAGCUGUAUUUUACAUCA
Molecule: messenger RNA, 1432 nt
Organism: Rhinopithecus roxellana (golden snub-nosed monkey)
Lineage: Eukaryota; Metazoa; Chordata; Mammalia; Primates; Cercopithecidae
Gene: BST1
Product: bone marrow stromal cell antigen 1
Exons: 9
Coding region: 155-1105 (316 amino acids)
Biological process (GO): positive regulation of B cell proliferation
Cellular component (GO): plasma membrane
Molecular function (GO): NAD+ nucleosidase activity; phosphorus-oxygen lyase activity
Source: RefSeq, a predicted model, not a curated record